AUGACGGAUCCAAUUAAGCCUCGGCGCAAGGUUACAUCACAGAUAUCACUUGCACCUUCACCUUCACCAUCUAGCAGCUCCACCGUUCCUGCUCGUGUACGAGCACAUGUCAAUCCUUCCACGGUAUCUUCGCCUACACCUCCUCAACGUCCAUCCUUACGCUCUACACCUUCGUCAGUCUCUAUUCGGUCAACACCCAUAUCCCGAGAGAGGUCACCCGUUCCUGCUCCCGCAACCACCAGUUCAACGUCCACUCCUCCUAUCAGACCUUCAGCUAGGACAUCCAUAUCCACACCAACAAUACCCCUGCCGCCACGCUCAUCAGUAGGACUCACGCCAAAAAGCGGUACUCCCAUAGCGAGAAUUAGAGCGACGAAAUCCGUAGUAGAUGGACCAAGUAACGGGACUGGAACUAGAUCACCUCGUACUCCAGAUAUAAGGCGGAGUAAUACCGGACUUGAAGAAUCAAAUAGGAGUAGAACGCAAUCGCUUAGAAGAAAUGUAGCAUCUUCAUCAACUCCAAUAGCGAGAAUUAGGACUUCAGGUACACCUUCAACACCAUCAUUCACUUCUUCAUUCGGACAAUCAUCGACUACGAAUGUCACAACGCCUGACAUACAGACUCCUGUCCCACAAUCUCAAUCUCCAUUCCCAAUACCUGAUAUCAUCUCAACCCCGGGCGAAGAGGAACUGUACCCAACCUUUGGACUGGGUAUGGAUGAUGGCGGACUGAGGAUCUUACAAUCAACAUGGCGUGAUAACAGUCCCGAAAGAAUAUCGGAUUCAAGUAGUCAUAUCGAGCCGACUUCUAAUCGUUCUUCACCUUCACAUCGAUCACCUACUCACCCAGGUGCUAUCUCCUCUGCACAGCAUGCUUUAGCAUACAUAUUUCAACAUCCAGCUGCAUCUGCUCCUACUUCACCUAUCCCCUCAUCCACUCCUUCAUCUAAUAGAUCACCUAGAAUAGCACCUAGAAGUAGUGGACAUAGCCAUACGAGGCCUAAACUUCCUUUUCAUCCCCAUGGUACACAUAUACCUCCUCUUCCACCUCCGCCACUGAGCCCGGAGCUGAAAACGGUCGCUCUUCCUUCUAUGACUCCUGCUAGGUCCUCCGGUGAAUGGUCACGUACCGCUUCGAGUCAAGGAUAUUUUACGGGAUCGAGAAAGCUCAGUGAAACGAGUAGCGAAUUUGAUGGACCCUUGACGGAGAUGAAAAAGGACGAUCGAGACAGACUUAGCGGGGCGACAGUGGUUGAAAACGAUGUUAUCGGGUCAAGUGCGGUAUCAAAAGCUGGUGAUCAAGACGUGGACGUGGUGCUAGAGUAUGAUGCAGAAGAGGCAAAAAUAAAUCGCAAGGCUGCAGACCUGGAGAUUUCCAAUGCUAGUCUGCUUGCCAUCAAUAAGACGCUUGAAGCGACCAAAUCAAAGCAACGUAGUGAAAUAUUGAAACUUCGUCGAAUGCUUCGAGAAUCAAUAGCGGGAAAUGCUUUACCGUCGUUUUCAUCAUUUCAUCCAUUAGCAUCACCACUAUCUCUCUUAUCUCCUACAACAGAUACAUUUGACGAAGAUCUUGAUCCAGAAGGAGCAUAUUUCGACGAAGAGAUGGUAGAUCCUCAAAUAGAAGCUAGAUGGGAUAAGAUUGCAGACUUAGUGGCAAAUAUGAAACGGCGUGGUGAAACUGCUGUUGAGAUGGGUAAAGAAGAAAUCAAAUUUGGUCCCGGAAGGGUAUUGGGUUGGAUGGAAGUUGAACAGAAAAGAAAAGAAGAUCAUGAUUCCAACGAUUAUAACGAUUUAGAUAUGAGUACGGAAUCAAUAUCAAUAACACCAAAUGACGAAUUACAAGAUCUGGCAGGCGAUACGUCAAGAGAUGAAGUCGAAGCGGAAAUAUAA
Kwoniella shivajii is the source of this 1890-nucleotide messenger RNA. RefSeq lists its product as uncharacterized. The transcript is spliced from 4 exons. The coding region runs from base 1 to 1890 and encodes 629 amino acids. NCBI's taxonomy places the organism in Eukaryota, Fungi, Basidiomycota, Tremellomycetes, Tremellales, Cryptococcaceae. The record is from RefSeq and is a predicted model, not a curated record.